UUAGCUAGCGGUGACUGGCUUCAAUUUCCUUUCUCUCGUUUCACUACACUCUUUUGCUCCAAAACCCAAAACCCUAGCUUUCUCCCUCUCGUUCCCACUCCCACCAUGAAUUGCUCCAUCUCCGGUGAGAUUCCGGAAGAGCCCGUCGUGUCCAGGAACUCUGGUCUUCUCUUCGAGAAGCGUUUGAUCGAGAGACACAUAUCGGAUUAUGGGAAAUGUCCAAUUACUGGAGAACCACUUACUCUGGAUGACAUUGUACCAAUCAAAACUGGCAAGAUAGUGAAGCCCAGACCUGUGCAAGCAGCUAGCAUCCCUGGCAUGCUUGGAAUGUUUCAAAAUGAAUGGGAUGGGUUGAUGCUAUCAAAUUUUGCAUUGGAGCAACAAUUGCACACCGCAAGGCAAGAGCUAAGUCAUGCUCUAUAUCAGCAUGAUGCUGCUUGCCGCGUGAUUGCAAGACUUAAAAAGGAAAGAGAUGAAGCUAGGUCUCUACUUGCACAGGCAGAAAGGCAGUUCCCUAUUUCUACACCAAAUGCCAUAACAGCCCCUGUCCUAAGCAAUGGGAAAAGAGCUGCUGAGGAUGAGGAGCUGGCACCUAGUGCGAAGAGAAUACAUCCUGGAAUAUCUAAAAUCAUAAUUGAUGAGCUAACAGACUGCAACGCUGCUCUUUCACAGCAGAGGAAAAAGCGCCAGAUUCCUGCAACUUUGGCUCCUGUUGACGCUCUGGAGACAUACACCCAAAUAUCUAGUCAUCCCUUUCACAAAACUAACAAACAAGGCAUUAUAUGUCUUGAUAUCCUUUAUUCUAAGGACCUAAUUGCAACUGGAGGUGUUGAUACAAAUGCUGUUAUUUUUGACCGACCAUCAGGACAAAUACUAGCUACACUCAGCGGUCACUCCAAAAAGGUAACCAGUGUGAAGUUUGUAGCUCAGGGCGAUUCACUCUUAACUAGUUCAGCAGAUAAGACAGUACGUUUGUGGCAAGGGUCAGAUGAUGGUAACUAUAACUGCAGGCAUAUAUUGAGGGAUCAUACAGCUGAGGUGCAAGCUGUCACCGUCCAUGCCACCAAUAAUUACUUUGUGACUGCUUCGCUUGAUGGCACUUGGUGCUUUUAUGAACUGUCGUCAGGGACAUGUCUCACUCAGGUUUCGGACCCUUCUGGUUCUUCUGCAGGCUAUACAGCUGCAGCUUUUCAUCCUGAUGGUCUCAUUCUUGGAACUGGCACAACUGAUUCUAUUGUUAAGAUCUGGGAUGUGAAAAGUCAGGCAAAUGUUGCUAAGUUUGAUGGACAUGUAGGGCAUGUGAAUGCCAUAUCUUUUUCCGAGAAUGGAUACUACCUUGCGACUGCAGCUCAUGAUGGUGUGAAGCUUUGGGAUCUACGUAAAUUGAAGAACUUCCGUAAUUUCGCUCCAUAUGACUCAGAAACUCCGACGAACUCCGUGGAGUUCGACCACAGUGGAUCCUACAUUGCAAUUGCAGGCUCUGAUGUAAGAAUUCACCAAGUUGCAAAUGUGAAAUCUGAAUGGAACAUUAUCAAAACUUUUCCUGAUUUAUCUGGAACAGGGAAGGCAACGUGUGUCAAAUUUGGUCCUGAUUCAAAAUAUGUGGCGGUUGGAUCAAUGGACCGAAAUCUUAGAAUAUUUGGCUUGCCUGGUGAAGAUGAUGUUCCUGCUGAGUCAUAAUGUGCCUCAGUUGCUUAGCAUCAAAGUCCUUUCCUCUGGUGUGACAGUUGCUGCUGCUAUUGAUGAGUUGGAGAAGUAAAUGAAAGUUUUGGUUUAUUUGAUUAUUCAGUUUGGUUCUUUACAUACCAUAAUGUAUGUGGGAUGGAGCAAAUAUACUUGAGGCUUUCUGCAGCAACAUUACUGUGGCUUGACCUGAUCAGCUGACCUGGAUGACAAGCUGCAAUGCUUGAAAUAUCUUCAAAACCUAAGAGCUUGUAUUAUGAGUAGAUAAUUUUGUAAUGUUAUUACUUACUAUUUAGACAAUAUAUUUGUUAGCCAUUACUCUGGAAGUCUAUAUGGUUGUAGCUCAUUCUUGUGUUUGGUGGAUUUAUUAGACAAUAGACUGUUUAAUUUGGGCAAUUGACAUCAUUAAAAGACA
Molecule: messenger RNA, 2098 nt
Organism: Lotus japonicus
Lineage: Eukaryota; Viridiplantae; Streptophyta; Magnoliopsida; Fabales; Fabaceae
Product: pre-mRNA-processing factor 19 homolog 2
Exons: 18
Coding region: 106-1680 (524 amino acids)
Biological process (GO): DNA repair; protein ubiquitination; mRNA splicing, via spliceosome
Cellular component (GO): U2-type catalytic step 1 spliceosome; Prp19 complex; cytoplasm
Molecular function (GO): protein binding; ubiquitin protein ligase activity
Source: RefSeq, a predicted model, not a curated record